UACACUCCACUACAUAUGGCAUGUGGGAUGGGUCAAAUUGCCAUUGCCAAGCAUCUUGUCAAGUGUAAAGCCAAGGUGGACAAGACUGACGAUAACGGUGAUCUUCCUGUUCAUAGCUCUGCCUCUGAAGGACAUCUGGAAGUAGUGAAGUAUCUACUAGAACUCCAACCCGACACGAUCUCUGUGCAGGACAGUAACGGUCUCCUUCCUGUUCAUCACGCUGCCUCGAGUGGACAACUGGAAGUUGUCAAGUAUCUACUAGAUCUCCAACCCGACACGAUCUCUGCCAUGGACAAUAUGAGUUCGCAAUCUUCCCCUACAGCAAGUGAGUUCAUACGCUUCAAGCUGGAGCACGAUUUGCAUUUGUUGUUAGUAGUGAUGGGCAAGCCCAAUACGUUUGGUAGAGGAUCUAAAGACUGGGAUGAGAUCGCGGAGAGCAUGAGGAAGACAUUUGGCGACAUGCGCGGCCUCACUGCUAGGACCUGCAAGGAAAGGACCAUAAGAGAGAUCCGAUCCUUUGUCGUAAACGACAACAAAUCCAAGAGAAGAAGCGGAACCGAGGAGGAGUUCACUCGGAAGGAUGAGCUGCUGACGGAGCUCGCCUCACGGUGGAGGGCUGCCGAAGACGAGAAGGUGGAAGCAGGCAAAGCGAAGAAGACCAAAAAUGACGGAGACGCAGUGAACGGUGCAAAGCUGCGUGAAGCAGCACUUCAAGGUAUGCGUUCCAAGAACGUGACGCCUGUGAAGCGUAACAAGAUCACUGAAGACCCUGAGCCGGACAGUGACGGUUCGGACGACUCAGGUGACUCGUCUUUGUCUGAAACUGAACAUGAAUCAGCACCCACACCGAAGAAGCCUGAGAAGAGAAAGAGGGCCACAAAUGGCAGUGGGCGGCGUGGCGGUUCCGUUGGUGCCGGAUUGCUGGACUGGCUAGAAAGAAAGACCAACGCAGAGAUGGACUUACACAAGAGGGAGCUAGCUCUCAAGGAACGUGAAAUGGCUUUGAGAGAAAAGGAAUUGGAACUGAAGAUGCGCUCGCAGUGA
Molecule: messenger RNA, 1044 nt
Organism: Sycon ciliatum
Lineage: Eukaryota; Metazoa; Porifera; Calcarea; Leucosolenida; Sycettidae
Exons: 4
Coding region: 16-1044 (342 amino acids)
Molecular function (GO): protein binding
Source: RefSeq, a predicted model, not a curated record